AUGGCCAUGGGCACCUUGGGGAAGGCGAGAGAAACUCCGCGGAAGCCUCCCCAUGGCUGCAAUGCUACCCCAAAAGCAAGACUAGAGGUGAAGCCAAGCAACCCUCUUCCCUCUCAUCUCAACUUGGCCCAGAUAGCUCAGUUCCGAAUGAUGAUGUCUCUGGGACACUUCGGCAAGGGAGCCAGCCUGGACGAUAUCAUUGAGACGUGCAUCCAAUCUUUUGAUACAGAUGGAAAUCUAUGUCGGAGUAACCAGCUGCUACAAGUGAUGCUAACCAUGCACCGUCUCCUCAUCUCCUCUACCGACCUGCUCCAAAAGCUCAUUGCGCUAUAUAAGGAUGCUUUGGCCAAACAUUCACCCAGCCUUUGUCUGAAGAUCUGCUAUUUUGUAAGAUACUGGAUAACGGAAUUCUGGGUCAUGUUUAAAUUGGACACCAGCUUGACAAACACUAUGGAGGAGUUUCAGGAAUUGGUGAAAGCUAACGGUGAGGAGUUACACUGCCGCCUAAUUGAUACAACUCAAAUUAAUGCUCGAGACUGGUCUCGGAAGCUUACUCAAAGGAUAAAGCCCAACACCAGUAAGAAACGGAAAGUCUCCCUUCUAUUUGACCAUCUGGAGCCAGGAGAGCUGUCGGAGCACCUUACUUACCUUGAAUUCAAAUCCUUCCGAAGGAUAUCGUUCUCCGAUUAUCAAAAUUACAUCGUGAAUAGUUGUGUGAAGGAGAAUCCCACCAUGGAACGGUCCAUCGCCUUAUGCAAUGGCAUCUCCCAGUGGGUGCAGCUGAUGGUGCUCAGCCGCCCCACCCCUCAGCUCCGGGCUGAAGUCUUCAUCAAGUUCAUAAAGGUGGCUCAGAAACUCCAUCAGCUGCAGAACUUUAACACCUUGAUGGCCGUGAUCGGAGGACUGUGUCACAGUUCCAUCUCCAGACUGAAGGAGACAAGUUCCUAUGUUCCCCAUGAGAUCAACAAGGUACUCAAUGAAAUGACCGAGCUACUGUCCUCCUGUAGAAAUUACGACAACUACCGACGAGCCUACGGGGAGUGCACCCACUUCAAGAUUCCCAUCCUAGGUGUACACCUCAAGGACCUCAUCUCCCUGCAUGAGGCCAUGCCCGACUACCUGGAAGACAGGAAGGUGAAUUUCCACAAGCUGCUGGCCCUCUACAACCACAUCAACGAGCUGGUCCAACUGCAGGAGGUGGCACCGCCCCUGGAGGCCAAUAAGGACUUGGUGCACUUGCUGACGUUAUCCCUGGAUCUCUACUAUACUGAAGAUGAAAUCUAUGAGCUUUCAUAUGCCCGAGAACCAAGAAAUCACAGAGCCCCACCUCUGACGCCUUCAAAGCCUCCAGUUGUCGUAGACUGGGCAUCAGGGAUAUCUCCCAAACCUGAUCCAAAGACCAUCAGCAAACACGUACAGAGGAUGGUGGAUUCUGUUUUCAAGAACUAUGAUCAUGAUCAAGACGGAUAUAUUUCUCAGGAAGAGUUUGAAAAGAUUGCUGCCAGCUUCCCCUUUUCCUUUUGUGUGAUGGAUAAAGACAGGGAAGGCUUGAUCAGUCGGGAUGAAAUCACCGCCUACUUCAUGAGGGCCAGUUCGAUCUAUUCCAAGCUGGGCCUCGGCUUUCCUCAUAACUUCCAGGAGACGACUUACUUAAAGCCCACCUUCUGUGACAACUGCGCUGGAUUUCUCUGGGGAGUGAUAAAGCAAGGUUAUCGGUGCAAAGAUUGCGGGAUGAACUGCCACAAACAAUGCAAGGAUCUGGUUGUGUUUGAGUGCAAGAAGAGAUCCAAGAGCCCAGCUUUGCCCGCAGAAAACAGCACCUCUGCAGGGCUGGCAUCUACCCUCUGCCCACUAGGAGUCAAAGAUGCACAACAUGGAUCUGAGGAAGGACCUUUCCUAGUGAAUGGGGAAACCAUGGAACACAACGAGGAGAGCAAAGAUCGAACAAUCAUGCUGAUGGGUGUGUCUGCUCAGAAGAUUUCUGUCAGGCUGAAACGGGCCAUGGCCCACAAGGGCACACAGACAGAGUCAGUCACUUGGGUUGGCCAUGAAGCCCCUAGCGGCUCGUUCUUGCUGUCUUCCCCAAGAAAGGGAGCCCAGGACACUCUGUAUCUACUUCCCAGCUCCAUGUCCCCCUGCCCCAGCCCAGUCUUGGUCCGCAAGCGGGCCUUUGUGAAGUGGGAGAACAAGGAAUCCAUCACGAAAUCCAAGGAGGACCUCCGACACCUCCGACUCCCCACCUACCAGGAUCUGGAGCAGGAAAUAAAUACUCUGAAGGCAGACAACGAAGUUCUAAGGACUGAACUAAGGUUUGCUCAGAAGAAGAUUGAGUCUCUCAGGCUUGAAAGAGGCAACAACCAUGUCCUGAGCCGUAGAGAACAUCAAGACUGCUCCUAGCCCUGAAGCUAGGAGAGCAUAGGAGCAUCAUGGAGAAGGGUAGACCUCGACUUUCUCCAGAGCUGCCAAGCACAAGGGAAUGGGGAAAAUGUUGGGAUUUAGAGAGAGGUACUCUAUUUAAAAUAUAUGCCCUAUUUUCUUUUUUUGGAAGAGG
Molecule: messenger RNA, 2551 nt
Organism: Trichosurus vulpecula (common brushtail)
Lineage: Eukaryota; Metazoa; Chordata; Mammalia; Diprotodontia; Phalangeridae
Gene: RASGRP1
Product: RAS guanyl releasing protein 1
Exons: 17
Coding region: 1-2397 (798 amino acids)
Biological process (GO): Ras protein signal transduction; positive regulation of GTPase activity
Cellular component (GO): plasma membrane
Molecular function (GO): guanyl-nucleotide exchange factor activity; calcium ion binding
Source: RefSeq, a predicted model, not a curated record